Notolabrus celidotus (New Zealand spotty) is the source of this 2292-nucleotide messenger RNA. RefSeq names its product RNA-binding protein with multiple splicing 2. Gene Ontology annotation, biological process: negative regulation of smooth muscle cell differentiation. Lineage: Eukaryota; Metazoa; Chordata; Actinopteri; Labriformes; Labridae. Bases 383 to 1204 code for a protein of 273 amino acids. The record is from RefSeq and is a predicted model, not a curated record. The transcript is spliced from 8 exons. Gene Ontology annotation, molecular function: protein homodimerization activity; mRNA binding.
CGGUGAUGCGGCGGCGGAGGGGCCGGCCCUUCCUGCAACAGCUGAGGCGGAUCUACAGCCUGAUUACGGCUCACAGCGGACUCCAACAUAAUUGAUGACCUAAUUGAAAAGCAGGAGGAGGAGAGAGAAAGAGAAGGAGGAGGGGGGCUCACUCACGGACAGGAGGAGAGAGAGACGCGCUCCAAUGAGAAAAGUUUACUUGUUCUUCCCCCGCACAGUCCCGCAGCUGAGGGCAUUGAUGUGAGCUCAGAGGCUUCGAGUUUUUUACGCGCACUUCUUUCCCCCCAUCUUUCACCCUCACACACGGAGCACAAAUCCACCUUCUCACCUUUAGUUUAGCGCGUCUGUCAUUCCUUCCCUUUCCUUUUCCUCCCUUUUAUGAAUGAUUCUCUCUCGCAAUACUUCUUCAAAGAUAUCCACGGAUACCUCCUCUCCGCCGCCGUCCUCGUCCGCACGACCUCACCUCGGCACAUCUUCUCUCGUCAAGUUCAAACGCCACCAGGACUUUCACUGCAGCUUCAGACGCACUUGGGGAAAAUAUCACUCGACGAGGAAACUCCUGAUACUUUCCGAAGCAGCAGCAGCAGCUGAGGCGACCGUCAACAUGAGUCUCAAAGCUGACGCAGAGCCCAACAACAACGUGUCCAUCGAAGAGGAGGUACGAACGCUGUUUGUCAGCGGCCUGCCCGUCGAUAUCAAACCUCGGGAACUCUACCUUCUCUUCAGACCCUUUAAGGGUUAUGAAGGGUCACUGAUUAAGUUAACAUCAAAACAGCCAGUUGGGUUUGUAACCUUCGACAGUCGCACUGGAGCUGAAGCUGCGAAAAAUUCACUAAAUGGUAUCCGUUUUGACCCCGAAAGCCCUCAGACCCUGCGCUUAGAGUUUGCUAAAGCCAACACGAAGAUGGCAAAGAGUAAGCUGAUGGCCACACCGAACCCCACAAAUAUCCACCCUGCUCUAGGAGCUCACUUCAUUGCACGGGACCCAUAUGAUCUGACAGGGGCAGCACUGAUCCCAGCAUCUCCGGAUGCCUGGACUCCGUACCCUCUGUACACCACUGAGCUGACCCCGGGUCUCCCUCACGCAGCCUUCACUUACCCGGCGGCUGCUGCCGCUGCUGCAGCCCUCCACGCCCAGAUGCGCUGGUACCCUACUCCAUCUGAGACUUCCCAGCCUGGAUGGAAGUCCCGGCAGUUUUGUUAGAUAUUUAGCCUCUGGAAACCACACCUUUGUCCAGCUGAAGUGAGGUUUGCCAAGCUCUUCAUUAAUUUAAUCAGGUUUAUUUAAUGGACAAAUGUGCAUUACUAUAAACAAACAGUAUUUAUAUCUCCUCCCGAUUGUCUGUGGGGGGGGAGCCUGAGUUGAAACCAUCUUGCUGUCGACAAUCUGAGCUUUUCCUUGGCAACUAUUGCGGUACCAUCUUAGCACUUCAAAAUACAACCUCAUGCAAGCCUAGUGUCAAACUCCAUGGAUCAUAUUUGCUGAGGAAAAUUUGGCGAAUUGAAGCUACCGUUGUUAAGCUAGUCCUUCCAUGGGUCACCGCUGCUCCUGGGAGGUUUAGAAGCGUUAAGAGUCAUUGCAUGUUAGUCUUUUUGGCAUGAAUUUAGAACGCAGAGUUCUGUGUAUCCUAAUUUUCUUAGUGUUUGUGUUGCCUCGCUCUUCUUUGGCCUAGACAGCGAUAUGUUUUGUUUUCCCUGUAGAACCUUGGUCUUACCUCUGUGAAAGCUAGGCUGUUGUGUAAAUGGCUUAUCUCGCAUGGACCUUGUGAAUGCAUCCCUACGUUCUAUGACAACCCCAGUCUUUAUGAUCAUAUCAGUGUCUGUCAUUAUUUGAGCAAAGGAAAGUACAAAUAUUUUUGUACUUUUUGCGUAAUGUAUAUUUAUGCAUUUUUGUGCAACUAAAUAAUGAAACCUGUAUAAGUUGGAUGGAUUAGUCGUCUCUUGUGUUCUUGGUGUUACUUUAUGAACCUAUAAUCCUGUUGACGUAGUUUUAAAGAAGAAAAAAGUGCAAUUUGUUUAAAGGGGAAUGGAUAUCUGUCAAAAAUGGAAGUAUUCUGAAGGUGGCUUGUGCCAUUCUGCUAAAAUGAGAUUGCUGCAAAACGAUCUUUCAGAAUGUGAAACUGGACUACAAACGAAAAAGCGUGUUUAUUUUGGGCGGCCAUUUUGAAAUGGGAAGCAGGAAUAGAGUGAUGGAGGAAUUUAGUUUGUGGUUUAGAACAUGUUUGUCUUUGUAUCUGCUGUGCAUAAGAUGUAAAAAAUGUUCCCAUCUUAUGAAUAAAAGAAGUGAAUGCA